Molecule: messenger RNA, 1028 nt
Organism: Rubroshorea leprosula
Lineage: Eukaryota; Viridiplantae; Streptophyta; Magnoliopsida; Malvales; Dipterocarpaceae
Source: the annotation of a GenBank genome assembly
AUUGUAUAAAAGAAAUUCUUAAAGACCAAAAGAAAUGCAUAAGCGUCUCCAAGGGAGGGUUGCCAGAAGGCUGAUCAUAUUACAUGGGCAAUCUGGGAUGUUUGAUGAUGCUCAGAAGUUGCUUGAUGAAAUACCCAAUGGAGGUUUGUUGUCGUUCAAUGCCCUUACGGGGCCCUGCGUCAAUUCAAAAAAGUUUGAUGAAGUGAAUAGGCUUUUCAAGGAGUUGCCAGAGAUAUUAUCUAUCAUACCAGAUAUAGUCUCGCACAACACGGCCAUAAAGGCAUUUUGUGAGAUGGAUUCUUUAGAUUCAGCCAGUUUGACGCUCGUUGAGAUGGAGAAGAAAGGUGUGGAGCCAGAUCUCAUUACAUAUACCAUGCUUCUGGAGGCUUUUUACAAUAAUGGGAAGUUUGUCGAUGGGGAGAAUAAUUGGAAGGGAAUGGUGGAGAAGAAUAGAGCUCCUGAUAUUAGAAGUUAUAAUGCCAGAUUGCAUGGAUUGGUGAUAGAGAAAAGAACAAAAGAUGCAGGGAUGUGUGCCACUGAGUUCGAGGUUGUGAUCAAAAUAAAUGGUCGUAUGGCACAUCCUGAUAAAGUGGCAUUUGAACUGUUAAAGCUAGUUCCGCUGAUUUCUGAGAAGGGUGCUGGAGAUUUUGCCUACGGGGUGUGUAAAGAGGUUAUGAUCAAAAUAAAUGGUUUUGUGCCACUGCCUAAUAAAGUGGCAUUUGAACUGCUAGAGCUAGUUCCGCUGAUUUCUGAGAAGGGUGCUGGAGAUUUUGCCUAGGAGAUGUGUAAAGAAGUUAUCUGUACAAGGCACAGUAGAAAGCUCCUUAUUGAUGUGUCAUUGCAGCAGAAUGUGGUGGAUGAACUGGUUAGGCGGUCCAAGAGUGAAGAGGCAUUGAAUCUUGUGCAACUUGCACAUGUAUGGAAUUACCCUCAUUAUCAGGAGCUGCAUUUUCCUUAGUGUUUGUCUACCCAAUUUGAUAUUUCUUAGUUUGUUUGAACUUGAAGACAAACAAAUAUGAAAUAUUUGA